Molecule: messenger RNA, 522 nt
Organism: Pseudopipra pipra
Lineage: Eukaryota; Metazoa; Chordata; Aves; Passeriformes; Pipridae
Exons: 3
Coding region: 3-311 (102 amino acids)
Source: RefSeq, a predicted model, not a curated record
UAAUGGCGGGCAGAGGGGCGGGCUGGGCGAUAGCGGAACGUCCGGGUCGUGCUUCUUCUGCUGCUUCUUCUUCCUGCGAGGGCGCGUUUGAACGUGUCGGGGGCGGAUGCCAGUUUGCAAUGGGUCUUAAAACCAUCUGGAAGGACUACAAAGUUCUGAUUGUUAUGGGAACUGGCCUUGGGCUGGUACACUGGGGCUGGUUUUACAUCAAGUCCAGUCCUCUUUUCCAAGUGAAGACAGAGGACUAUGUUCCAGAACCUGGAAUUGUGACAUACGUGAUGCAAAGCGAUCAAAAAAAUAAAGAAAAAUAACAUUAGUACUGUGUAUUGUAGGUGUAACUAACGUUGAAGCUUUUCAUCUGUGACUGUUGCCAGAAAAGAUGAAGAAAACUACCUGGAACAGAAAGAACCUGCUGCUUGUAGUAGGACUGUCAGUUAUAGGCGUCCAUUUAGGAAGCAUGCUUGUAAACUUUGUUGCAAAAAAAUCUGCUCAGUCACAUUCAGAAGUUAAAAGAGAUCGUCA